This is a messenger RNA of Gongylonema pulchrum, 351 nucleotides long. NCBI's taxonomy places the organism in Eukaryota, Metazoa, Nematoda, Chromadorea, Rhabditida, Gongylonematidae. The record is from the annotation of a GenBank genome assembly.
AUGUCGUCGGGUGUGUUGGUGAACUCGGAGUGUCAAAGUGUGUUCCAGCAGCUGUCGGAGGGCAAGCACAAGCUGCGCUACAUAAUCUACAAAAUUGAGGACAAGGAGGUGGUCGUCGAGGCGGCCGUCUCUCCGGACCAGCUGGGCGUUACAAGCGACGAUCAUGACGAGAACUCGAAAACAGCCUAUGAAGCGUUCGUGAAGGAUUUGAGAGAACGAACAAAUGGUUUUACGGACUGCCGCUAUGCUCUCUGUCCGGAUGGCGCACCAAUAAAGAAGAAGAUGGUUUAUGCAUCAUCCGCCUCUGCGAUCAAGUCUUCAUUAGGAACCGCUAAAAUUCUUCAAUUCCAG